AUGGCGAGGCAGCUUUGUCGUUGUGGCAGCAUCAACUUGCUUGUGUUCCUGCUGGUGAUCUUGUUCGGCGUCUCCUCCUGGGUGGACAUCAACGGACUUUGGGUGGAGCUGCCAGUCCUUGUGCAGCAUCUGCCUGAAGGAUGGGAUCUACCUUCCUACAUGUCCGUCAUUAUUCAGGUAGCAAAUAUAGCGCCCCUAAUCUACACAAUCUCAAGUACAGUAUGGCCGCACAGAAUGCUGGAAGUUCCGGUCAUCUACGUGAUCAUCUCCCUUGGAUGUGUAUCUUGCCUGCUGCUGGCGUUUGUUUGGGAUGUCACCUCAUCGAUUGCCGGCGUCGAACACAGCACCGCUUUGUUUGUCCUGCAGUUCUGCCUAGCCCUUGUUGACUGUACAUCUUCCGUCGCCUUCCUGCCCUUUAUGUCGGCGUUUAAAACUCAGUACAUGACGGCAUAUUUCAUUGGAGAAGGGUUUAGUGGACUGAUUCCCAGCUUGGUUGCUCUGGUACAAGGCGCCGGAAGUAUGAAAUGCGUAAAGAUCGCCCAUUUUCAAAAUCAAUCCGCGGGAAAUGAAACAGAACAUGACAUGCAUAUUUCAAAAUUCGUGAACGGGACUAUUGUUUUUAAUAACAGUUCAGAAUUUCGGGAAUAUUCAAUGUCGAACUCGAACAAAUCAGAGUUUGGUUUAAGUACAAGUGUUUUUCCCGUGUAUCAAGAGCCAAGGUUUAGCGUUCAGGUGUUUUUCUUACUACUUAUGGUUUUAUUAAUCGUCAGUUUAUUAUCCUUCACUUUUCUGAACUUUUCGUCGUAUUGUCAAAAAGAGAAAGUGGGUACUUCGUUGGAACCAUCAGUCAAAGUGAUAUCUGGUUUUUCUAAUCAUGACCUUCCCAUCGUACCUUCAGGAGGUAUUGUCGUAAAAACAAAAGACCCAAAGGCAGAUAAGAUAUAUCAUGCCUCGAUAAAUAAGCAAUAUAAUCAACGUUAUAACAGCAAUGACGUCGUAGUGGAUUCGAAGUCAAUCUCCCACUUAAUAGGCUCAGAAAUUGACACUUCAUCUGAGGAAUCCGACCUUUCCAUUCCUAAAUCUACAAGAGCCAAGAUGGCGCCUUCAAAGUAUGCGUGUUUUUUGUUAUUAACAGCUUUUCUCAACGCCAUUUCCAACGGCCUUCUUCCGUCGAUCCAGUCGUAUUCUUGUCUGCCUUACGGCAUUGAAGAGUUCCACUUGAGCGUGACGCUGGCCAGUAUUGCUAAUCCUUUUGCCUGUUUGGCUUCGUUUAUGCUGAAAAUGAAGUCUCUGAAGUGGACAGUGGUCAGCUCGAUCAUUGGGACAGGGCUGACUGGUUACAUAGUGUGGACGGCUGCCGCCAGUCCGACACCGCCGCUAGUUGACCACACGGCUGGACCUGUAAUCUUGAUCCUGUGUUGGAUCCUGGUUGUGUUUGUUCUGACCUACACCAAGGUUUCCAUAGCAACAGAAUUCCGCGAGGAAGGCAAGAGAGCUUUGCUUUGGAUCGGAGCCAGUACUCAGGCGGGAUCUCUGCUGGGCGCCGUCUCCAUCUUUGUGGUUGUCAAUGUAUUCAAGCUGUUUCGUACGGGAAACCCUUGUGCUUGA
Messenger RNA from Candidula unifasciata, 1608 nucleotides. The record is from the annotation of a GenBank genome assembly. Lineage: Eukaryota; Metazoa; Mollusca; Gastropoda; Stylommatophora; Geomitridae.